AUGAUGAAAUUAAUCGACUUAUUAAAACUAGAUAAACCACUGUUAUGCCCAACGUGUAAAAAAGCAUUCAAUAGUCAUUUAGAACUAGCUCUCCAUUCCAAAAAUCACAGCGAGUCUAAGAUACACAGCUGCCAUCUAUGCGGAUUUUCCGUAGCCACCAAAUUCCGAAUAAGAAGACACAUCAACGGUCACGCGGGUUACAAAUGUCAAGUUUGUAACAAAAUAUUCCGGAAAGCCCGUGCGGCAUUAAAACAUUCCUACAGUCACACCGGCGAGAAAAUGUACCAAUGCGAAAUUUGCGGUAAACAUUUAGCGAAUUCGAAAAGUUUAGAUACGCAUUUAAAUACGAUUCAUCAUGAAAUUAUAACCGGGAAACCUCUAGUCAAAUUCGACUGUCCUCUCUGUAAAAAACAUUACGAAUCGGAAACGGGUUUACGAAGACAUUAUUCCAGUAUGCACCGAGAAAUGGGUGUCGAUUUAACGGUGAUUUGUGAAGUUUGUGGUAAAAGAAUAUCGAAUAGAACUAGACUUACGCGACACAUGCGCACACAUACCGGACAAAAACCUUUCCCUUGUUCAAUAUGCGUUAGACAUUUUGCUACCAAGUGUUUAUUAACUUCGCAUAUGCGGGUGCAUACUGGUGAAAAACCGUACGUUUGCUCUUUCUGCGGUAAAAGGUUCGGUCAAUCUGCGCCUUAUAGGUAUCAUAUUAAAAUUCACACAGGAGAUCGUAGGUACAAAAAGACUAGAAGAAAAUAUACAAAAACGAAAAAAUCGAAUAGGAUAUGUAAUCGAAAUUCCAAAUCAAAAAUACAACAAUUGAAUACAGACAAUGGAAGAAUAAAAGUAACCAAAGAAAAAGAAAAUAAAAUUCAAAACUUAUUUGAUAACGAAGAACCAAGAACAUGUCCAUUAUGUGAGAAAACAUUCGAAAACCUAUUAGAUUUCGCUUUCCAUUCCAAAACUCACGAAAGCAACGGUUUCUACUCUUGCCACAUUUGCAACAAAAAAGUUUUAAAAAAGAAAUCAUUCGAAAAACACGUACUAUCUCAUAAAAGAUUCAAAUGCGAGAUAUGCAAUAGAAUCUAUAAAAGAGAAUCUACAGCACUGAAUCACUCUCAUAGCUGGGAGAAAGAUUUUGAUUGCAAAAUAUGCGGUAAACAGUUAAACUCCGAAUGGGGUUUAACGACGCACAUGGCGAACAUCCACAUGGAAAUCGCUUCGGACGGACCUUUAUUAAAACAUCAAUGCAAAAUUUGUCUCAAAUCUUAUCUGUAUAAAAGCGGUUUAAAAAUGCAUUAUUCUAGUCAACAUAGAGAAUUGGGAGUAGAUUAUACAGUUAUAUGUGACGUUUGCGGUAAAAGUCUUUCGUGUAAAAGCAAACUUAGACAACACUUGCGUACCCAUACGGGAGACAAACCUUUUCCUUGUCCUAUCUGUUCUAGAAAAUUCAUUACCAAAGAUCUCAUGACUUCGCAUAUGAGGGUGCAUACAGGGGAGAAACCCUACAUUUGUAUGUAUUGUGGUAAGGAGUUCGCUCAAGGUGCUCCUUACCGUUACCAUCUUAAAACUCACACGGGAGAAAAAUCGUGCAGCUGUCCGAUUUGCGGUAAAGGGUUUAUCUCUAAAGGCAACAUGAGGAUUCAUUUGAAAAGUUGUUUUAUCAAAAAAGAAGUUGUAACUGUAAAUAGAGUCGGUAUGGUCGUUAAUCCCCAAUGCACCACGUCUGCCUAA
Diorhabda sublineata is the source of this 1734-nucleotide messenger RNA. Its product is annotated as zinc finger protein 721-like. Gene Ontology annotation, molecular function: DNA-binding transcription factor activity, RNA polymerase II-specific; RNA polymerase II cis-regulatory region sequence-specific DNA binding. Bases 1 to 1734 code for a protein of 577 amino acids. Lineage: Eukaryota; Metazoa; Arthropoda; Insecta; Coleoptera; Chrysomelidae. The transcript is spliced from 2 exons. Gene Ontology annotation, cellular component: nucleus. The record is from RefSeq and is a predicted model, not a curated record. Gene Ontology annotation, biological process: regulation of transcription by RNA polymerase II.